Anolis sagrei ordinatus is the source of this 2596-nucleotide messenger RNA. Lineage: Eukaryota; Metazoa; Chordata; Lepidosauria; Squamata; Anolidae. The record is from RefSeq and is a predicted model, not a curated record.
AAAAGAUCGGUUCCCUUUUUUUUCCUCCUGCUCCCCUACUUUCUUUUUCUGUUUUCUUUUGCAAUUGGAAGUGUUGCAAGGGGUGGAAUGCCAGCCAUGCCACAGGAUCCAGGCCAGGAGGGGAACUGAGAGCAGCUCUGGGGACUCUUUGGGGGGCCAAGGGGUUGCUUUGCACCAUGCCAGGAGGUCCCUGCAUCCCUGAAACCUGGGCUCCAGAGAAGGAGGAAGAGGAAGAGGAGGAGAAGAUCCCAGGGGAGGAAGAGGCCCAGCCUUGAAGGGAGGAAGAAGACCCAAGGAAGCCGGCGCCAUGGCGGACGAAAACAGCCUGGACUUGAAAAUUGAGGAGAACGAGAGCGACUGCUUCGAGGUGGAUCCGCAGAGCGGCGCUGCCGAGCCGAGCACGCUGCUGCAAAAGUUGAAAGGCGCCAUUUCGAAAUCUGUCCAGAACAAAGUCAAUACUAUCUUGCAAGAUGUCCAGAGGUUUUCAGACCACGCCAAACUCUAUCUCUACCUCCAGCUACCUUCAGGUCCAAGUUCAGGAGAGAAAAGCUUGGACCUGACCUCCCUGAGUUCGGCCGAACACAUGCAUGCCUGUACCUGGAUCCAGAACCACCUGGAAGAGUAUCCAGAUACCUGCCUGCCCAAACAGGACGUCUAUGAUGCUUACAAGCGAUACUGCGACAACCUCUGUUGCCGAUCCCUGAGUGCGGCGAAUUUUGGCAAGAUCAUGCGGGAGAUCUUUCCCAACAUCAAAGCAAGAAGGCUGGGUGGACGCGGACAAUCAAAAUAUUGCUAUAGCGGGAUUCGGAGAAAAACUGUGGUCAACAUGCCGCCGCUUCCCAGCCUGGACCUGAAAGAAGCCGAGAUGCCGGAGAGGACGGAGGUGGUCCAGUCCUACAACGACGAGGUGAUGGACGCGGCCUGCGCCCUGACCUGCGACUGGGCCGAGAAGAUCCUCAAGCGCUCCUUCAACAACAUUGUGGAAGUGGCUCAGUUCCUCAUCCAGCAGCACAUCAUCAGCUCCCGCUCGGCCCACGCCGAUCUGGUCAUGGCCAUGGUGGUCUCAGAAACGGCCGAGAGCCACCGGGACAAGCGCCCCACACAAACCGUGAAGACGAGCGAACCAGAUGCGCCGGAAAACACAGCCAAGGCACAACCUCAGAUAAAACCAGAAAGCAGCCCCAAGCCCUCGGCGCCACCCUUGCAGAGUGAGGUGAAGAAGCCCACGGAGGCCCCUGCCAAGCCACCCAGCCGCCCCCAGGUCAACGUCGCGGUGGUCCGUCGGCCGCCUCUGCUGCCCCGGGUGCAGGUCCACCCUGGGGACAGAUUGAUGGUGUCUUCCGGCGGGACGGCCAUGCACCUAUCUCCUCCUCUCUUGGCGCCAAAGCUCACCGCUGCGCCCGUCAGAGGAACGGUCAAGAUGGCCCUCUCCGUGGGCUCGCCUUCCCCUAUGUUGCUGGCACCGGCGGUGAAUGGUCCGGCCAGCCUGGUGGGACCGCAGGGCGCUGUGCCGGUGAUCAACAUGAUGCCGGUGAUCAACGUGGCCGUGCCUCCUUCGGUCGCCGAGAUCCUGCCUAAGCCUAAGGUUGCCUCUGUUGGCGGCGGGGUGAACGGCUGCGAGGCCAGGAAGAGUCCUUGCGAGGCCCCAAGAGCCAAGCCUCCCAGCAAGCGUCCGGCGGAGACGUGCGGGGACGCCACGGUGAAAAGGAAGCGUGGACGGCCCCGGAAGAGGCCCGAUGAGCCGGAGAAGAGGGACGAGACCGAGAAGGCCAAAGAGGGUUCAGAUAUCGUCAUCGUAAGGGUCGGUUACGAAGAUCAAGCCGCCUCUCCGUCCUGCAAGAAUCCGCCAGAAGAGAACCUUCCGGUGGAAGUGGCUUGCGGAGACGACCCCAAGACUACGGCUGAUGCAAGUCCUUCAGUGGUCAGUGGACACAUUGUAUGUCCGCCCUCAAAACCGGCCGUCUUGCCCACCAAGGUGAGCGUCAUCAAAGGCUGUGGGCCUCUCCCUCCCAUCUUGGUGAGUGCUUUGCCAGAGCCCUUGCACGUGGGGCAAGGAAGUGGCCCCAACGUCGUCACGGAUGAACCGGAGCAGCACUGCCCGUUGGAUUUGGAGUUGCAACCUACAGAUCUCUCCAUGGGCAAGGCGCGCUCGUUGUCUGCCAGGGAUACAGCGCAAAGCUUGCGAGCCUCUGCCGUGCGCUUGCAUUGUGUCAACGCAGAACGGGAGACGGAGGCAGAAACGACGAGUCCCUCGACAUCGUCGACGCAGGCCCCUAGUCGGUAACUCCCCUUCCCUCAAAUAUGAGUCGCGAUGCCACGCUUUCCCUCCAGUUCGGCUGUUUUGCAGGUCCGAACUCGUACGCGGAUACUUUCGAAAUGACCGUCCGUCACACUUCAUCCCCUGACAUUGUGUGAGGUUGUGUCCCCGACAAGUUUGCCCGUCUUCGUGACCACCGACCAUAUCAUUCCCCACCUGAAAAAUAUCAAAACUGCCCUCAGAUGUUGACGUAUACGAGGGUUGAAUGAAAAGUAAUGCCUCUACUUUCGUUGCUUGGGUUUGGAUGGGAAUAUUUUAAUAAAUCAAAUGCAGAAAUAA